CGCCAUACUUGUUGUCAUUGUAUAAAAGUUGAAAAUUACUUCAAGGGUGAUUUCUUCUCAUAAAAUAAAGCAUGGAUAUUAAUCAUGUUACACAGGACAUUGACACGCGAUGUUUUGGCGUGACCCGGCCAUUUUCUCACGUUGGUGUUGAACAUGACUUGCAACAAUUUUGAAUGCAAGUCACAAGACGAAGGCUGUGAUGAAAGAUUCCAAACCUUGUGUCUUAUGAACACAAAUAUCCGCUGCUGGUAAACUAUUGUUUUCGAUGAAACUCUGGCAGUCUAACUUAAAUAUCGUAGCGAGGGAUAGCCUAUAAUGACAAGCUGGCAAUGACAAGAUAUUCCAGCAACUGUAGCGGGGUGAUUGAACUCUUUACAAAAACUACGGAAAUACAAAUUCUUCAGACUGUAGUUGGAAUCAUUUCUAUACUUGGUUCGCUUAUUAUUAUUGUCACAUACUUCAUAUUUUUGGAUAUGAAAUCAACGGCAAGGAAGAUACUGGUAUUUAUCUCGUUCAGUGACAUUUUUACUGUUUUUCCCUAUGUUAUUAACGCCUGGUAUCACUCUCAUUCGAGAAACAUUUCAAAUUGUAAAUGGCAAAGUUUUUUCACUACAACUGCUGUUAUGUGGUCGUUCUUUUGGACAUCGUCACUGGCCAUUUAUGUUUUUGUUGUAAUCACAAGGAAAAAUUACGAUUUGGGCGAAAAGUUGAUGCUCUAUUUUCACUUUUUUAACUGGUUGGUACCUAUUGGUAUUGUAACUGUGUCGUUUGCUAUUAGAAAGCUGGGUUGCUCAGAAGCAUUAGUAUCAGGUGGUUGGUGCUGGAUAUCUAUGGAUAUUGGCAGGGAAAAUGCAAUAAAGUGGAUGUUUAUCACUGGAAAGGGUUUUGAGAUACCUUCUUACUUCAUUAUUCUCACUUUCUGCUUUCUUGCAGCAAGAAAAUUAAAGACAGAGUUGAGAAGGAAACGUUUUACAUUUUCACAAGAAUCAACAAGAGUGAUUUUGCAAGGAAGAAAGAAGUUGAUUGCUGGUCCUGUAAUGUUUGUAUUUCUUCGUGGAUGGGGUACAGUGAGAUUUUUCAUUUAUGUUAUCUAUCCUUACUCUGAUUGCAAUUUGUUUGCUAAAGUCCUGGCCGUACUUCAUAUAAUUGGAGAUUCAUCUCAAGGAUUUGUUUUCUUCAUUCUGUAUUGUUUGUGCACGACCAAAUUUCUCGAGAAUUGUCGAUUGUUGCUUAGCGUUUGUUGUAAAGGAAACAGCAAUAGAAAUAUUCGUGAGAUACUGUUGAAAAAAGGUAUGCGAAGAGCGGCUGAAAAUGAAUAUCGGAAAUAUCUUCUUCCCAAUGACGACACUAAGGACUACAACACCCAGGGUCUGAAUGAAAAGUAUACGACUAUAAAAUAGAUAUAUGGGAUCAUCAAAGAUUUGGGAUAUUUAUUGCAAAUCCAAUCAUAGAACCAAAAUUACGAAUGUCAUAAUCGAAGGCUUUCUUUGCAAGCCUUGAAAAGUAAAGUAUUCAUGUGUCUAUAGUAUUGUUGAUGAUACUUAAUCAUAGCUUUUUUCUCUAACUGCCAUGCAAACGUUUGUAGUUUGGCUACCUUCCUUAUAACGGAAUAAUAUCAUAGAUCUAUGGUAAGUUAGACCAGGCAUUAAAAUAAGUGUGUUUUUUAAA
Messenger RNA from Xenia sp. Carnegie-2017, 1668 nucleotides. Its product is annotated as G-protein coupled receptor 157-like. Gene Ontology annotation, biological process: adenylate cyclase-activating G protein-coupled receptor signaling pathway; cell surface receptor signaling pathway. Gene Ontology annotation, molecular function: G protein-coupled receptor activity. The record is from RefSeq and is a predicted model, not a curated record. NCBI's taxonomy places the organism in Eukaryota, Metazoa, Cnidaria, Anthozoa, Malacalcyonacea, Xeniidae. Gene Ontology annotation, cellular component: plasma membrane. The transcript has 3 exons. The coding region runs from base 330 to 1400 and encodes 356 amino acids.